UCAAAUUAAAGACUUAAUCUGAAUUCACACUGCUACUAGGCAAUAGAUCCACAUUUUUAAGUUCAGGCAAGGCUGACUCCUGAUUACCAGGCUUAAUCACUAUACUACUAUGUUCACAGAAAAUCAUUCACCCUAUGUAAAAUUCUUAAAUGAGAUAAAUUUUCUUUACAGAUUUAUCAGAAAUAUGACCUACCAAGGCAUUUACAUUAAAGAUAUUUCUUCAAAAGGAACUUACCUGACUGACUUUAUCACAAAAAUUUCUCCAAAGCACAUACAUGCGCAGAACAUUAAAAAAUUAAACACAAAGAACCACGCCCCAUUUCCUUACCAACUCCCUUCUCCUCCCCAAAAUACACAUACCUGAAAGUUUCUACCGGCAAACAACACAACUGUGCUAUAAAGUACUUUGUAUCAUUAGUCACUAGGAACACUGCUGGCAAAUACUCUGCCAAAAAAAUCUGAUGAAUGUCUUUUGUAAGUAAUUCAUGUCUCUAAAUAUAGAAACUGGAAGAGGCGGCGGCGGCGGCGGCGGAGGGGGUAGGGAACCUGGAAACGCGAGCGGGGAUGGUAGGUGUUUUGGACCCGCCGGGCCGCCGUCGUUUCCAGAAAGGGUUUGACUGGAGGAACCUCUGGAGCAGCUAUGUUGAUACCAGUGAACCAGGAUCAAUUCUCCCUAAAUGUUGGAACAGUGUUCUGAAGCUCUCUGCACAAUGGACCAGAGUGUUUCAUUGAGUUGGCUGGCUCCUCUGACUGAUGGCAUGUUGAGGCACAUGGGCCAGUGGCAACGAGGGCAUCUAAUCCAGAGAGGGCCGCUCUAGAGGCCAGGCCACCAGCAUCAUGGGCCAGUGUGUCACCAAGUGUAAGAAUCCCUCAUCAACUCUGGGUAGCAAGAAUGGAGACCGUGACCCCAGCAGCAAGUCACAUGGUAGGCGGAGUGCAAGCCACCGUGAGGAACAGCUGCCCGCCUGUGGCAAGCCAGGUGGAGAUAUCCUUGUCAAUGGGACCAAGAAGGCAGAGGCUGCUCCUGAGGCCUGCCAGCUGCCAACAUCCUCCGGAGAUGCUGGGAGGGAGCCCAAGUCAAAUGCCGAGGAGUCGUCUCUGCAGAGGUUGGAAGAACUGUUCAGGCGCUAUAAGGAUGAACGGGAGGAUGCAAUUUUGGAGGAAGGCAUGGAGCGCUUUUGCAAUGAUCUAUGUGUGGACCCCACGGAAUUUCGAGUGCUGCUUUUGGCUUGGAAGUUCCAGGCUGCUACCAUGUGCAAAUUCACCAGGAAGGAAUUUUUUGACGGCUGCAAAGCAAUAAGUGCAGACAGCAUUGAUGGGAUCUGUGCACGGUUCCCUAGCCUCUUAACAGAAGCCAAACAAGAGGAUAAAUUCAAGGAUCUCUACCGGUUUACAUUUCAGUUUGGCCUGGACUCUGAAGAAGGGCAGCGGUCACUGCAUCGAGAAAUAGCCAUUGCCCUGUGGAAACUCGUCUUUACCCAGAACAAUCCCCCGGUAUUGGACCAAUGGCUAAACUUCCUAACAGAGAACCCCUCGGGGAUCAAGGGCAUCUCCAGGGACACUUGGAAUAUGUUCCUUAACUUCACUCAGGUGAUUGGCCCUGACCUCAGCAACUACAGCGAAGAUGAGGCCUGGCCAAGUCUCUUCGAUACCUUUGUGGAGUGGGAAAUGGAGCGAAGGAAAAGAGAAGGGGAAGGGAGAGGUGCACUCAGCUCAGGGCCCGAGGGCUUGUGUCCCGAGGAGCAGACUUAGUGGCUCUGUCUCAGGAGCAGCAGCAAGGAUCUGCCUGCUGCCCUGCAGUCAACCAAGGAAUUGGACCUUUCUGGAAAUUACUGAAGAUCCGGAUAUUUUCUACUUUACACCUUUCUCUGCCUUGUAUCUGAAAGGGCUCUAAAAUGCUGUAUCAUGUUUUAGGCACUUUCUUCACUUUUGGUUAUUUUGGUUAUUUCCCUUUUUUGGGGAGGGGUCCCCCAAAAUAUUUGAACCUGGCUACAUGUUGUAUAUCUUUUUUUUUUUUUUUUUUUUGAAGCCUUCAGAUAGAAUAAGCCUGCCACUUCUUGCACAAAUUAGAUUUUUUUUUUUGGUGGGGGAGGGUGUAGAGCAGGUAGUGGGGAAUGGGACAGUUAGGUUGAAUUAUUGUUAUAAAAUGAUACAGUGCCAGAUCUCAGUUUUGCAUAUUCUUAUUUUUCAGGGCAGGUCUGUACUGUGUGUAGUGCUGUUUACAUGGUUGAAUUUAGGUUGUAAUAAUUACUUUUAAAGAUUUACACAGAGUUGAAUUUUGAAUUAGCAGUGUUAACUGUUAACCACAUUGCAUUAAUUCCCAGGCAAUUUAAAGCUCUUGGAGAGCCAAGGCCAGCCAAGAGCAUUUGUAGUCUGGUGAUGACCCCCUUUUAAGCUAAUUUAUCUGAAACUCUUUAUUUUUCUCACUUCUUGCUCAUUCCUUCUUUUACCUAUUUCAUUUCAUGUUGAGUUUAUCCGUCAACAUGCUGCACCUGUCAGUCAAGUGAGCAGUUUUGUUAGAACACGUUGUACUGAGAACCACUUAAGCAUUGAAUGCAGAGAAAGCAGUGCUACCUCAGUUUUGCUGGAAGUAGACUUUGAUAGUUUUCUUUCUUUGAUGAAUUUUCUGUAUUUUCAUGUUGUAAGUGGAAAUACUUUUUUUUUUUUUUUUCAUUUGCUUUGGAGCCAAAGUUUCUGUUCCUGGUGGUCAGAAAACUGUGCCUGCCGGCCAACUGACUUGAAGGAAAACUGUGGUAUGGAGCUCUGCUUGAAUUUUUUUUUUUUUUCUUAAUUGAGUAUCAUCAGCUUACUUGUCUGGCAAGUGCAGGAGCCUGGGGUUGGCCUGAACUCUGCCAAACAAAUACAUAGUGUAUUUAAUGGUUAAAUGCGGGCCCUGUCCCUUCUUGCUGCACCCGUGUUGUCACUUAACCCCCAGAGUUAUUUAUUUUCUUCUUUGUUAAUGUCAGGCUCAUUUGGGGUAAUGUGAUGACUAUUUAGGUUUACAUGACCCUCCUCACCUUUUCCUACCCCCAAAUAUGUAUAUAUACAUAUAUAUGUAUAUAUUUUACCUAUAUUAUAUAUAUAUAUAUAUAUACACAUAUAUGUAUCUAUAUUCCUUUGUUUCUUUGCCUGCUAAAACUAGCUAUAAAAGGGAGCUGCCUUCAAUAUGCAAAGUAUAAGAGUGUCAGGGAGCAUCAUAAUGAAGGCUUUUGAAUAUGAAUUUAGAUCAUUUUCAUUAAAGAUGAAUUUUCUCAGUCUUUUCCUCACAAGAGGGAGUCCCAAUUCCCUAGACACCUCCACGUGCUUGCUCUGUAAGGCCAGCUUUGGCUAAACUGCCACACAGGAGCUGACUGGUCCUACCUGGUUUUAGUAGAGGGUCCUCUUAUUUUUCCAUUAAAAAAAAAAAUGUCCUCAUAAAACUGUACUGGAAGGAUGGAUGGCAGGAACUUGUACCGUUCAGCUUCCAAUACUUUGGAACAGAUUGAAAAGGGAAUUUUUAAAUAAAAAUUUAUAAAAAUAAAAAUAAAUAAA
Messenger RNA from Dama dama (fallow deer), 3531 nucleotides. Its product is annotated as DCN1-like protein 3. The transcript has a single exon. Gene Ontology annotation, biological process: protein neddylation; positive regulation of ubiquitin-protein transferase activity. NCBI's taxonomy places the organism in Eukaryota, Metazoa, Chordata, Mammalia, Artiodactyla, Cervidae. Bases 838 to 1752 code for a protein of 304 amino acids. Gene Ontology annotation, molecular function: ubiquitin-like protein binding; cullin family protein binding; ubiquitin conjugating enzyme binding. Gene Ontology annotation, cellular component: ubiquitin ligase complex. The record is from RefSeq and is a predicted model, not a curated record.